GUCUCCAGGCCGACAGCGGCCCGCGGCAUGUCGCUGCCCGAGCCUCUGCGGCGCCGACUGGGCUCCUUCAGCCGCACCAUUUUCACAGACAGCCGCCGCGCCGGCCCGCAGUACCCCAGCGAGCGCGCAGGUAAGCGCGGCCGCCUGCCAGCAAUAAAAAUGGCGGCUGGGGCAGCCGGGGCGGGGGAGCGGAGCCCUUCCAGGAAUCAAGAUGGCGGCGCCAACGGUCACCUGGCGGCCGUUAGGGCGGGGCGCGCUGUGGUUUAAAAGCGUGUCCGUUUGCACAAAGCGUUACAGGUAAAGUCCGUUGCUAGUCACGCACCAGGCUGCUAGACCACCAGAACGGAAAGCAUACGUGGUUUUAGAGAGCACCGAGAGCAAAUAGAACAACUAAGCCGCUGCUUUGAGCUCAGCAGCCCUCAGAGAGGACAGACCACCAUGAGUGAAGAGGUGUACCCAUAAGCUGGAGUUAGCUAGCAGAAACUCAAACUGCAACGUACCAGCUUUCUCCUCUCUCUUCCAAGUCUGUAAGGACCAUCCCUGAGGACAUAAUCAAUAUCCAUAAGGAAUGAGAGCUUUUCCUUUGUCCUAUUGUCAGGGAAACCUGCUAACAGCCCGCAGUUUUAUUCCUUUGCAGUGAUGGGAGCCAUGGAAAUAAACUGUCUGCAUAGGCAGGUCAUGUUCAUGGAGGUUAACAUGAAUUUCAACUGAUAAAUCCAUUCCAAGUUUAAUCAAUUCCUGCCCCUCACACCCUGUCCUUAAGGUCUGUCCCAGUUCUAUUCCCAAAUACUCCUCCCCUCCCAUCUAGUUUAGUGGCUUACCCUGAAUAAAUACUCCUGCAUCUGGCAUAAAGACUUCUGGAACAGAUUGUACCAGGCUGCAUGUGGCUGAACUGGAAACAGGAAUGCCAGACUGAGAUGGAACAAAACCAGGUAUGGAAAUAGCCAGAAGAUACAGAAAGAGACAACAGUGUCAGAAGAGGGGUGGUUCUGAGUCUGGAGGGAAAAACAUGUGGCUAUUGGACUAAGUUCCUAUUGAGUAUCAUCAUCGUGACAGACAAGGGAAUAAGACUUGAAUACAAAGCAGGUCACAAUGAAUAUUUUCUAAACAUGUUUAGAUGGUACCAAGUGAAGAUAUAUCUACACUCUUCACUUGAGGAAAACCUAAGAAGUAGGUCUGUUGGUAAUUGAAGUAAUUUUGUUGUAAUACAAACUUACUAGUUAACAUGGCAAUAAAUGGUUCAUUAAAAAUGAAAUUAAAAAUGAGCCAUUCAAUUGGAAUGCCCUUUAAAAUUUUUCCUUGUUUUCAGUUUGAUCUUUUAAAACUAUGAUUAAAUUCUAUACACUGAAGUCUGCAGGCUUUAAAUUCUGCUUGCUGUUUUCUUCAUUGCAUCAACACAUUUUGUUCUAAUCAUUCUUUAAAGGAUGAGUUUUAGCUUGACACAUAUUUGAAAUUCUUUAAUCAAGAUCUAAAACAAUUACAGGUUUCUUGCAAUGCUACUUCUAUCUGUAUUUAUUUAAAGACUCAGAAAACAAGAAUGGGCAUUACAAACGUAGAAUGUAGUAGUAAGUCCCUGCUCAGGAAAGUCAUCUACAAAAUGAAGAUAAUCCAAUCUGUAGUUAUCUAAACUCUGACCAUCCUCUUAAGAGCAGCAAUAAAAUUAGUACUUCCUAUUUCUGCAGUAUCAGUAUACAGCAGCAUUUGAGCUAAGCCUAUCAGUCAGGUUAUUGACUAUCUGGUAUUUUAUCGCUUACUCCACAGUCAGACACUCAACUUGAAUUUAUGACUACGUGAUAAAAAUUCUGUAUCAUGUGAACUGGAAGUUGUAUUAGAUGGUAGGAAAUAAUAUAGCCUAAGAUAGGAUAGAAAAAAAAAACGUUUUUAACAUUUAAUUUGACUAAGAAGUGUUAAUGCCCUGCUUGAAGCUAAGAAGGAGCACAAACUUUCUGUCAGUUACCAAAGGAAGGUAUGGAACAAACUAGGCGUGAUAAAGACUUCUCUUUAUCUACAGAUAAUGAAAUACUUUCCAGUUUACCACUACAGAUGUCCCUCUAUUUCAACGUUUACUUUUUCCCAUUUUGGUGGCUCAGCACAGUUUUUAUGCUUCAGCUAAAGUAUCCAGUCUUGUCAGAUUACUACAAAUUCAUCCUGGUCACAGUCAUGAUCCUGACUUCUCUAAUAGAGGUCAUUCGACUCUACCUGGGAUACAUGGGCAACCUGCAGGAGAAGGUGCCUGAGCUGGCUGGGUUUUGGCUCCUGACUCUCCUUCUGCAGUUACCUGUAAUUCUCUUCUUGCUAUUUAAUGAAGGUCUGAACAUUCAGCCCUUGGAAAGAUCAGUUAAUAUCAUCUUUGCCCUCUUCCUCGUCUUCCAAGUUAUUGCAGCCUUUGUCACCCUGAAAAGAAUGGUAAACAAACUGGCAACUCACUUCCACCUUAAUGAAUUUGACAGGCUAGAGGAACACCCCGUGCGUCAUCUUUAUGGCCCAAGUAAAGAAGAGAAUGUACUUCCCAUGGCUAGUAUGGGUCCAUGCUGAGGAGCUUCAUACAACAAGUUCAGGCUGGGGAUCAAGCACUUAGGGCCUGAGACGCUAGCAGAGGCAGGCCUUAUGAUGCUACAGCUCUGUUCCAUUUUGUUGGGUCAUUAUCUCAAUUUCUACUUCAGAGACAUUAAGAAAUAGAUUGCAAGUGCCAACAUUAAACCUCAGAGUUGAGCUCCACUCUGCAAGAAAAAUCAAAGCCAGUGACUUAAGUUGCUGAGUGGACCAAUUCAUUUGCACACUGUUACUGGGUAAAGUACCUACAGGGUAGGCUUGGUGGUUUUAUAUCCUAAAAAGUCAUGUGCCCUUUCUAAAGAACAGAAGUCUAUUUUCCUAAGUGUUUGCACAGACAUAUUUUGUUCACAAUAAAUCCUUUUCAUAUGUUUGUAUUUA
Molecule: messenger RNA, 2931 nt
Organism: Gallus gallus (chicken)
Lineage: Eukaryota; Metazoa; Chordata; Aves; Galliformes; Phasianidae
Gene: TMEM17
Product: transmembrane protein 17
Exons: 4
Coding region: 1969-2535 (188 amino acids)
Biological process (GO): non-motile cilium assembly
Cellular component (GO): ciliary transition zone
Source: RefSeq, a predicted model, not a curated record